Messenger RNA from Cyprinodon variegatus (sheepshead minnow), 2093 nucleotides. RefSeq names its product neurexophilin 1 (gene nxph1). The transcript is spliced from 2 exons. The coding region runs from base 199 to 1095 and encodes 298 amino acids. Lineage: Eukaryota; Metazoa; Chordata; Actinopteri; Cyprinodontiformes; Cyprinodontidae. Gene Ontology annotation, molecular function: signaling receptor binding. The record is from RefSeq and is a predicted model, not a curated record.
AGCGCCUCUGUUUUGACUGCAGAGCCAGUUAAAGCAGCAGAUGCCUGGAUGACCCCUCCUGGAUGAGCCUGAGAAGAUCCUACCCUCCUUCACACCACCUCUCUCACUCUGAGUCUCCUCCUUAAGUUUAAAAGCUGAUAACGACUAAGUCUGUAGGAGAUUCUUUCAAGGGUUUUUUUUUUUUCGUUUUGGAAAAAAAUGAGAAGAUCAGGGGAAGCUGACAUGAGAGGGGAUGCUCCACAGAGAGGCAUGAAGACCACAUGUCUGUGGGCCGCAGCUGCUCUUCUGUCACUCAUCUCUCUUGUGACCAGUGCUGAUUCUCCAAACUCAGGAAGUCCAGACUUGAGACAGAGCUCCAAAUCCAAAGUAAAAACCUACUGGACUGAAAGCAACAAGGCUGUCUCCAUAAGUCGUCUCCUGUCUCAAACCAUCUAUGGAAAGGAGAACUUUACCUCUGUGGAUCUGAACUAUGAUGAGGCAGACUCCUACUCUAAACAGGAGCAGUGGAACUGGCUUUACAACAUUUCGACUCCACGUGAUCCUCGAUCUCGGACAAAAAGAAGGCCUAUUGUCAAGACUGGGAAGUUCAAGAAGAUGUUUGGCUGGGGUGAUUUUCAUUCCAACAUCAAGACUGUAAAGCUGAACCUGCUCAUCACAGGUAAAAUUGUGGAUCAUGGAAACGGCACCUUUAGUGUCUACUUCCGGCACAAUUCAACAGGCCAGGGCAACGUUUCUGUUGGGCUCGUUCCUCCAACAAAGGCAGUGGAGUUCCAGGUCCACCAGCAGCAUCAGCACUUCCACCAUCAUCACCAGCAGCAGCAGACGGCCCUGGAGACCAAGGACACCAAGCUGUUCAACUGCAGGGUGGAGUAUGAAAAAGUGGAGAAGGGCACCAGGAACUCGCUGUGCGCCCAUGACCCCUCACAGAGCUGCCCACAGGAGCAGACCCAGAGCCAUGUGUCCUGGUUGUGCUCUAAACCAUUUAAAGUCAUUUGCAUCUUCAUUACCUUCUACAGCACUGACUACAAGCUGGUGCAGAAGGUCUGUCCGGACUACAACUACCACAGCGACACCCCUUACCUUCCCACCGGGUGAUCACAUGAUCAAACAGGAUCCAAGAAAAGACAACGGCUGUGGCCCGGAUCCAUUUCAGAAUCCAAUUCCAGAUGUUGACAGAUUUUCUUUUAUAUCCUUGUGACAAGAUUGAUAUGAUUCCAGUGAGGAACUCCAGCCUGAGGUCGUUGUGAAAGCAUCUAGGGAAGCACUUCUAGGCUUGCAAUACCCAUAUUAUAUGCAUAGCUGCUUACAUGGAAAGGAAUCUCUCAAGCCAACUGUGAGGGUGUGCUGAUUGUAUUAUGUAAAUAUUCUGGACCCAAUACAAAAAAAAGACCACAAAUUUCUUAAUGUUUUUCCUCCUGCUAAUUUACUUGUUUAUGUUGAUGGUGUAUUUCCGUCUCAAUCAUGCUUUGUGUCUUCUUCAAUCAGUCUCUGGUAAUCUUUGCAAAUGCAUAAAUGUCAAUGCAAAUAAGCAGAAUCUGUCAGUGUGUGUUAGAGGGCGUAAUGGAAAAAGCAAACAUAUUUCGAGUGGUGUUGUUUUCUGCAGUGUGGUUCGUUAGAGUGAGUAUAUCUCUCUGAUAUCGUUGUCGGACUCUCAUCCAUGUUCAUGCAUGAACCGAAUGUGGUGAAUUGCUAAAUAGGGCCCUUUUAUAUUGUCAUUUUAUUGCACCUGUCAAAAGAAAUCUUCGUCAAGUCUCAACUGUGACAGGAAACAAGGAGAAAACAGUACUUUUGGUUCAAUUCUGUGUCGUCUGUUUGGAGGUUCUUGAGCGGCACUGAAUGACACCAUCACGGAGCUCCAAACGGAUCAAAAAUGUUGCAAUAAAUGAAUAAAUACUGCAGAAGACAUGUAAGAUGACAGAGAUACAGAAGGUUACUUUCUGUGCAGUGCUUUAAAAAUAUUCUAAAAUAACUGUGUUCUAAAUCUGCUCCUUUCUUAGUGAUGAAUUUAUUUUUUUUAGGAAUUUAAAUGUUGCUUUUCUGUCUGUUGCAUAAAACAAGCAUGCUGUAAUAAAAUUCAGCUCCUGCUGCACAAC